AAUGAGAUCACAAUCUUCCAUGAUAGUUCAAAGGUUACAGAGAGGCAGCCGCACGAGUUGACUCACCAACCAUCUCUUCAUCAUUAUUGAUUCUCGUAUUUUCAAUAUCUCAUGAAACCUCACUUCUCUAUCCUCUUCGCUUUCGCAUCUUCCUCACAAAAGUCAACCAACCCUCGGAGACUACUCCGGCCAUGCCCCGUCGAUUAAACGACGGAGAUCCUGGCCGUUUUACCGCCGCCGCGCUCCUUUUCAUCGGUCUGAUAUCGUGUCUUGUCGUCUACGCUGUCUUCACUGCUCUUCUCCGUCCCCAAGGUCACAAACUCGAUUCCGCCGUCCGGUUCACUGACUCGCGAGAUCACUCCCGUGUAGAUGGCGGCGGAGGGUGUUGCCGUGGAGUAGAUAAUCUGGAGCUGUGGGGUUCGGCGGUGAAGUGGGGGACGGAUUUCAAGUUUAAUUCGUCGGAUGAAUGUUGCAAGGCGUGUAAAGUUAUGUGCAGUGGCGACGACGGACCUUGCUUGUGCGAUUCAUGGGUCUUCUGCGGGGACAAAGAGGCUUGCGGGUCCAAGUUCGGAGAGUGUUGGUUGAAGAAGCAAAAAGAUGUAUUGGUGCCUGCUCGACAGGAAGGUGGUGGGCAGAAAGUUAUGUGGACAUCUGGGCUGAUCUUCGGACAAGGCCAGGGCAUUGUUGGUUUUGAGACAGAACACGGUGUACUUCAUGUCAAACUUCACCCUGAGUGCGCUCCUCACUCAGUAUAAUACAUUCUUAGUUUGUUAACUAUGCGCCACUGCGCAGGCUGCCAGUUUCAUCGGGCUGAGAAUCGAGGAUCAUAUUGGGACUCACAAGGCAAUCAUAUAAACAACGUAAGAUACCUUUCACAAAUUGGCCUGCUAAAUAUCAGUAAUCAUAGCAGCUAGGAUCUGUUCUCAUACUACGAAUACUGAUUCUUGUGUUGUGAUGUCAUCUAUUUGGUUCAUUUUCCGGUUUAAACUUGUUCAUACUUGCGCACACGUCAUCACUACGCGGUGCAAUUUAGCACAAUCUCAAACCGGCCACCUCCUCCCCCAAGUUUUCUAACCUACGCAUCUCUUCCGCCUCUCUUAUCAUCCUUAACCCACCGCUCUUUCUCCUAACCCUAAUUUCUUCUUUGCCACCGGCAUGUCAACCCCCGAUAAUGAAUCCCCCGUCGCCACCGCCAUCGAUCCUUCCACCGCCGUCACCGUCUCGACCACCACUACCAGGAGAGUCCCGCCUCCGUGCUGGACCGACGAGGAGACCGCCGCGCUCGUCAAUGCCUACAAAGACAAGUGGUUCGUUCGCCCUCCGCCGUGGGAACCUCCGUGCGGCUGACUGGGACGACGUGGCCGCGUCGUUGCCUACCUUUGGAGGUCCGGCGAAAACAGCCAUCCAAUGCCGGCACAAGAUCGAGAAGCUCCGGAAACGUUACCGCGGCGAGAAGCAGCGGUGUCUCACCAAACCAGGCAAGUUCUCUUCCUCGGGGGAUCUGUUCCCUGUUUUGGAUGCUAUGGAGUUAGCGUCGGUGACUUCCACGGCCGUUGAACCGAACGAUCAGGAUGUGGAUCGUGAGAACGAGAGUAACGGUGUGGAUGGAUUUAGGGUUAGAUCGAAGAGAUCCUUGGUGAGUACGCCUCGUGACGGGUUUGGGGUUAAGAGUCAGAUGAGAAUGUACGGUGGUUUUAAGCCCGAGUUUGAUUCAGAUCACGAUUCAGGAGGUGGGUUUGGAUCGAAAAGGAGAUACAAUGGACAUCCAAAGUUCAAUGCUGAUUCUGAUGAUGAGAUUUUGUUAGCCCCCAAGGCAACUAGGCUUAGGGGUUCUCAUGGGAAGCUUUCUUCGGGCGAGUUUAGUUUCUUAUUAACGGGAACGUACCAAAUAAGGAUGGUAUAAUUAAUGGGGGAUCAAAUAGCUUUUGAGUGUCCAGUGUGGCUCAAGCACAUCUUCGACAGUGAGAUAAUCCCUCCCUCUACAAAGGGUUACUAUAAGAACUUUUACGAGAUGUUGAGUACUGAUAGUGUGUAGUGCUCUGUUUUUGGCUAGUAUUAGUUGUCGUGGGUUCUGGAUGCAGGUGGUCCAGUCCCUUUAGGCUAAUUCAUUUUGUGUAGUGCUGUUAUGGCUUGUGUCCGAAGUUUGUAAUUCUUGAACCUUCGGUUUCCUUAAUGUUAAUCAACAGAUGACAAAAAAAAAGCUUGAGUGUAGUACAGUAGGACCAAGUGUUCUCUUCAAGUGACCACCUCCAAUAAAGGGGUUCUUAAGAAAAAUACAAAAAAAAAAUUAAAAAAGCAUUAAAGGGGUUCUUCUUUCUAUCUUCUUCUUUCUCUUUUGAAGCUGUUCGUCGUGCGGCUGAUGGAAGCACUUUUGAGAAAUGAUACUGCUCUCACAUCUCUAAAUGAGGAAUAUGGAGUUAUGAUCGCGAUUGCUCUAUUUGAUAUGCACGAGUGCGGAGAGAAACGAAGUGAAGUGAAAAGAUUUAAGUGUGUUUCGAGUGACAAGAUCGAUGAUGAUAUCUCGAAACCAAGCUUUAAAGAUGAACCUAGAUCACCAUUUGUCUUCUUCUUUAUCGAUUUAUCAAAGAAAAAAAAGUCAAGAAAGGAUAUACCUGAACAAUUCCUCGGCCAACAAUAGUAUCAGGUAUAUGCUUUUAACCAAUGAAACUAUUUGUUACUUUUAUGUCUUUAUCUCUUUUUUGUAAUUCCAUAAAUGUAUAACUCAAUAACAAACAAAUUUGAAAUACAUACCUAUGAUACAAAGGCUUACUACUUCCAUCUAGCUCUCUGUUUCUCCUGUUUCGAUUUUACAGAUCAACCCAGAUUGAUUGCUUGUGUUAAGAGAAGAAGAAGAUGGGGAGAGGAAGGAUUGAGUUAAAGAAGAUCGAGAAUGUGAACAGACUUCAAGUCAGUUUCACCAACAGACGUAAAGUGUUGAUGAAGAAGGCUAACGAUCUUUCGAUUCUCUGCUCGCUCUUAUCGUCUUCUCCAACACCGGCCAGGUUUACCAUUUCUCUAGCCGCAUGUAAUCUAAACACAACGAUUCUUUUCAUUUUGAGAUUUUGGAAAAAGAUCAACUUUCUCGGUUUCUUAUGUCCAAAGAAAACAAAGCCGAUUAUAAAUCUUAGGGUUUUGUGUGUUUAA
Brassica napus (rape) is the source of this 3144-nucleotide messenger RNA. RefSeq lists its product as uncharacterized. The record is from RefSeq and is a predicted model, not a curated record. Bases 192 to 755 code for a protein of 187 amino acids. The transcript is spliced from 6 exons. Lineage: Eukaryota; Viridiplantae; Streptophyta; Magnoliopsida; Brassicales; Brassicaceae.